This is a messenger RNA of Bathycoccus prasinos, 702 nucleotides long. RefSeq lists its product with no specific name. The coding region runs from base 1 to 702 and encodes 233 amino acids. The transcript has a single exon. Lineage: Eukaryota; Viridiplantae; Chlorophyta; Mamiellophyceae; Mamiellales; Bathycoccaceae. The record is from RefSeq and is a predicted model, not a curated record.
AUGGCACCUCACGAGAACGUCUUCUACGCGGAGAAGCAUUCCAACGAUUCUUUGCAUAAUCCGCAAAGGAAAGGAACCGACCAUACUUCGAAGGAAAUUCAAAUCGCCGCGCGAUUACUCGGUCGCACCUCAGUCAUUAGCGAUGAGAAAACAAGAAAGAAAAUGGAAAGAGAAAACGCUAUAGAAAAAAGGAAGGAGAAGUUACUUCAAAAUGCGAAACCGUUAGGGGAUGGUUUUAUUCUCGUCGGGAGCGGAGACUCUAUCAGACGGAUAAACGUGAACGAGGCGAUGAUUAAGAAAGAAAACAUGAAAGAUGAAUAUGGUCGCCAGAAACGAAAGUUUGAUUCAGACAGCAGAUGGAAGACGGAAGAAAGAAUAAAGAACGGAGGAACAGCGGGUCAGAACGAACUCGUCGUCGCUCGAAACGCAGCUUCAGAACUGGAGGAGAAGAAGAAGAUGAAGAAGAAAGACCAGGGUCGACGCAGAGAAGAAAGUCUUCCCGUGCUAGUGCCACCAUCCGAGCUGAUUUUUGGAUCCGAUGGUUUCGUGAAAGAGAGCACGGACGACGACGAGGACGACGAGGAGGAGGCGAUGAAGAUGAUAGCUAUCGAGCGACGGAGAGCGAGAAGUGAAAAGUCAAAGUUAGACGUGAAAAGUACUGCGAGGAAAGCAAAAAACAUUCGCAAGUUUAUUGGUCUUUAA